This is a messenger RNA of Leptomonas pyrrhocoris, 765 nucleotides long. RefSeq lists its product as hypothetical. The record is from RefSeq and is a predicted model, not a curated record. NCBI's taxonomy places the organism in Eukaryota, Euglenozoa, Kinetoplastea, Trypanosomatida, Trypanosomatidae. Bases 169 to 765 code for a protein of 198 amino acids. The transcript has a single exon.
GAAAGCGGCCUUUUUCUUCUCUUGAAUCUGGAAGGCUCUCCGCUGAGCGUUCCUUUUCUGUUGCCGCUGUCUUGUGAACAACGCAGCGGUGAAGACGACGGCCAACGUUGGGAUCGCACGACCGCGGACGUGCCGCAGUCAACAGGAAAGAAAUAUCCGACACUAGCGAUGCUGAAAAACACGUGUACGCGGCGAGCCCUGGCCGCCACCUCUCUAUUGUUGAAGCGCAGCGGCAAGCCAGGUGACCUCCCCGCCUACAAACAGGUGUACCUGCCCUACGACACCGCCCCCACCAAGAUGGAGCUGGACAGGGAGCGGCGCCGCUUUAUGCACGCCUACACCGGCCGCAUGGAGCACCGCAAGAUGGUGGAGGUAAAGGAUGUUCCACAGAACAUGUACACGUACGGGAAGGAGGGCAUGUCGGUGCCCAUCUCCAUCUUUAAGGAACAGGCGGACCCUGUCAUCGGACCCGAGUGGACGUACCCCGGCAUUUACGAAAACAAAAUAGUCGCUCAGCACUGGUACAUGGAGGAGCUCUUUGAUCGCGAGAAAACCUCCUCGUUUGAGUCGCCGUGGCAACGACAGGUGCUGGACAACCAGGUAAAGCGCCGUCUGAGCAAGGUGGCGUGGCGCAUGUCCAUGCUGAACAUCAAGACGAUCGACAUCUUCCACAAGGAGCGUGGUGCGUCGAAGCGACCUGGCGCGCCUGGCGCUGCUGAUCCCAAGACUGCGGGGGCAGCGGCAGCACCAGCAGGGAAGAAGUAA